GAAAGCAGCAGCUUAUUUUCACACUGCGCUUAGAGAAGCAGCAGGUCUUAUCACGUUUUUUAAAGGUACGGUCGAGCUUUAUGGAUCUGGCAGCCUUAAAAAUCUGAGUGACGUUGGUUUCUGAAAAUCAACCUACAGUAUUUUUUCUUAAAAAAACUGAUCUGAACAAAAACAAAGACAUCCAUCACAAUCUCCCAUGAUGAACCAGACAAACUGCACCGACCCUAAAGCAGAAUUCCAGUACUAUCUCUUCCCAAUGGUCUACAUCCUGGCUUUAAUUAUAGGCCUUCCGGGAAAUCUGGUGGCGCUGUAUGUCUUCACCAUCCGGAUCAGCCCUCGAACGGCUUUCAGUGUCUACAUCAGCAACCUGGCCGCGGCGGACAUCAUCAUCCUCUGCAUGCUGCCCUUGCGGAUCCACUACCACCUCCAUGAGAACGAAUGGGAGUUUGGAGACUUCGCCUGUCAACUCACUGGGCUUCUGUACUAUGCCAACAUCUACAUGAGCAUCUGCUUCAUGACCUGCAUCUGCGUGGACCGCUACAUGGCCACGGUGCAUCCACACACCUACCUGAGAAUGCGGAACCCAAAAUGGUCUCUGCUGGUAAGUGUGGCUCUGUGGUGUUUUGGUGGAGUGGCUAUACUGGUCUUCAUCCUCAUGGGUCCACUGGAGAGAGAGGAUGACCACAGCUGUUUUGAAAACUUCGCUACCAGAGAGUGGAACGACCGAUUGAGGACUUACAGUAUAGUCAGUCUAGUUUUUGGCUCCCUGAUGCCCUCCGUUAUCAUCCUGGUGUGCUACCCGCUGGCAGCCAAACGCAUUUCCAUGAUCGGCACCAAAACAGCUCAGAAGGCUGUGAGGGUCAUCUACACCAUCCUGGCCAUCACAUUGUUCUGCUUCCUGCCACACCAUGUGGUUUACCUCCUGCACCUUCUUCAGCGCCUGGAGGUCAUCCAGAACUGCUCCGUCCGGACUUCCAUCUACAACGCCAGACGAGUUACCAUGGCGCUCAUCACCCUCAAUACAUGCCUGGACCCUGUGCUCUACUACAUAACCACCAGCCAUUUCAGAUGGGAGCACCUAAAAAGGUCGUGGCUUUGGGGCAUAGUGAGCAGGAGAAGGGGCGUUUACACCAUCUCAAGUGACCUGAAGGAGAUAAUAACGCCUGUACAGAGAACCCUGUAAAAUGCAAAGACUUUGUGAUAGAAAAAUUGAAAGGUUUUCACACCUAAUAGAUUAGUAGACUUAGUUCGAUUGGAGACCAAAGUAGCAACAAUUGUUACAUUUUCAGCUGGUGCGGUUCACUUUCACCCUGCACUGAGAAAUGAACCAAACUGUUAGGAAAAACCUGUUUAGCUCCUCGUCUGUGGUGUUGCUGCACCAAGAACCACUGAAGGUAAUAACACAAAAACCUCUGAAGACACAACUGCAACUCCCUUAUUUGUAAAAUGCAAACAAAAAUGGAAUAGAUUUUAGGCUAUCAGGCUUUCUAUUUUGUCUUUGGUAAUAAACCAUGAGCCAUUUCUAGACACAUGCAAUAUUCUAGCACUAUUUUUGGAGUGGUCUCUGGUCCACUUAGCAUUCACAUUUCAGCAGCACCACAGUUCACUUUCAACCAAACCCAGACCUAGGUUUAUAGACAGACCAGAGUUUGCUUUAUUUGCCCGCAUCAGAGUUUGAUUGUGCAUUCACACAUCUGAUGAACCAAGCCUUUGAGGCAAAGAACUAGAGUAUCAUUAAAUAGGACUAAAUAAACCUGGCUGGUGUGAAUACAUUCUAAAGCCUUUUAACUUUAAUGUAUUCUUUAAACUGAAAAACAGUCAACAGUAACCUAUUGCAUAAUAAAUUCUGCAAAUCAGUCAGAUUGUGAAGAGAUCUCUUAUCCACAGAUUUCCUUUCAGGUUCAGUUCUACCCUUCUUCAUCUUGAGCCUAGAUGUUUUCUGUCACAAGUAAAACAACAAGUAGUUGCUAAAAAUUCUGCAACUCCUUCUUUGUUGCUAUAUGCCACAGAUGUUUGUCUACCUCCCUGACCAGUUUCUAUUUUCUCUUUUGGUCAAUUUUAGAAAGACAUCCAAUUCUUGUAAUGUAUUUGUGCAUUUAUUCAUUAUCC
Molecule: messenger RNA, 2109 nt
Organism: Xiphophorus maculatus (southern platyfish)
Lineage: Eukaryota; Metazoa; Chordata; Actinopteri; Cyprinodontiformes; Poeciliidae
Product: lysophosphatidic acid receptor 6-like
Exons: 2
Coding region: 197-1183 (328 amino acids)
Biological process (GO): G protein-coupled receptor signaling pathway
Cellular component (GO): membrane
Molecular function (GO): oxysterol binding; G protein-coupled receptor activity
Source: RefSeq, a predicted model, not a curated record